Messenger RNA from Hibiscus syriacus, 821 nucleotides. Its product is annotated as glutathione S-transferase U17-like. Gene Ontology annotation, cellular component: cytoplasm. NCBI's taxonomy places the organism in Eukaryota, Viridiplantae, Streptophyta, Magnoliopsida, Malvales, Malvaceae. Gene Ontology annotation, molecular function: glutathione transferase activity. Gene Ontology annotation, biological process: glutathione metabolic process. The record is from RefSeq and is a predicted model, not a curated record. The transcript has 2 exons. Bases 85 to 798 code for a protein of 237 amino acids.
UUUUUAUCACACCACCACCACCGCCGCCGCCAUAUAACACAUACAAACAGCACAGAACUUUUUACGGUUGUAAGAGGAAAGAAAAUGGCGGACAGCUACGUGAAGGUACUGGGAACAUGGGCAAGUCCAUUCGUGAUGAGGGUAACAGUCGCCCUUCACCUCAAAUCAGUCGACUACGAGUAUAUAGAGGAAAAUUUGCUGGAAUCCAAAAGCGAUCUUCUUCUCAAAUCAAACCCUGUUCACAAGAAAGUUCCGGUCUUUAUCCAUGGCGAUAAGCCCGUAUGUGAGUCUCUAAUCAUCGUUCAGUACAUCGACGAGGUCUGGUCGUCAUCUUCUUCACCUUCCAUUCUCCAUUCCGAUCCUUACGAACGUGCCGAUUCUCGAUUCUGGGCUGCCUAUGUCGACGACAAGUUUUUUCCGGCCCUGAGAAGGGUUUUGUUUAGUACAACGGAGGAAGCUGCGAAGGAGGCGACGGCGGAGGUUUUAGAAGGGGUGGUGGUGUUGGAGGAAGCCUUUAAGAAGUUGAGCAAGGGGAAAGCUUUCUUCGGCGGGGAUAACCUGGGGUACGUGGACCUUGCGGUGGGUUGUUUGUUGGCUUGGAUUAAAGUUAUCGAGGAACUUACGGAGGCCAAGGUGUUGUCCGAAGCCAAAACUCCGAGCUUGGUGGCGUGGGCAGAUUGCUUCUCCUCCCAUGCGGCGGUGAAGGAUGUUUUCCCCGACGUUGAUAAGCUUGCUGAUUUUGGGAUGAAGUUUAAAGCCAAGGCCUUGAAUGCUGCGGCGGCGGCAACCAUCGAUUGAUUUUUCAGUUGAUUAAAGUGUUU